GCUCCUAUCCGCCGGAACCCUCUUGGCUCAAGCACCAGCUCGUUGUCUGGAAAGGGGGUGGGGUGUGUGGGGAACGGCCGGUGUCAUGGCGACGGUGUGGAGCGGCCUGAUCUCCGCGGUCAAACAGGCGGCUGUCUGUGGAGGACGUCUGACCCCGCGAGCUGUCUGCACCAGGUUCUCCUCGUCAGAUGCAGAGAAGCGGAGCGGUUUUGCGGUCGCUUACGAGCGGCAUACGGGCCUGCAGCAACAGAGAGAGGCGGAGAUCCCAGCCCUGGGCGGUAGAAAGGUGACUGCCCAGAAAAGUGACUCAUUUGCAUCAUUAUUGAGGCGCUCUCCUCUAAUCCAGAUGGGCCCUACCAAAGACAAAGUAGUCAUUGGUAAAAUUUUCCAUAUUGUGGAUGAUGACCUUUAUAUUGACUUCGGUGGCAAGUUUCAUUGUGUGUGCAGAAGACCAGCAGUAGAUGGAGA
Molecule: messenger RNA, 468 nt
Organism: Rhincodon typus (whale shark)
Lineage: Eukaryota; Metazoa; Chordata; Chondrichthyes; Orectolobiformes; Rhincodontidae
Gene: mrps28
Product: mitochondrial ribosomal protein S28
Exons: 2
Cellular component (GO): mitochondrial small ribosomal subunit
Source: RefSeq, a predicted model, not a curated record